This is a messenger RNA of Drosophila rhopaloa, 3125 nucleotides long. RefSeq names its product upstream-binding protein 1 (gene gem). NCBI's taxonomy places the organism in Eukaryota, Metazoa, Arthropoda, Insecta, Diptera, Drosophilidae. Gene Ontology annotation, molecular function: DNA-binding transcription activator activity, RNA polymerase II-specific; RNA polymerase II cis-regulatory region sequence-specific DNA binding. Bases 11 to 2800 code for a protein of 929 amino acids. Gene Ontology annotation, biological process: regulation of transcription by RNA polymerase II. Gene Ontology annotation, cellular component: nucleus. The transcript is spliced from 12 exons. The record is from RefSeq and is a predicted model, not a curated record.
CACGUACCGAAUGGCGCUUUCGUUUCUAUCUCAAAACUCCGGUCUGUUGGAUUUACAAAGCAUAUUUGAUCCACAAUAUUCUCAUCAUCAACAACAACAACAAAAUUUGAGCCACCACCCCCAACAUCACUUUCAACAACAUCAAGAAGCGGAACAGAUUCAACAACAACAUCAACGCACCCUUCCAACGAAGUUCGAUUUGAGUCUUUUCAACGAACUCGACCAAAUGGAAUUCAACAACAAUUUAAAUCGCAAUCAAUAUCAGAAUAAUAAUAUACACAACAGCAACAAUAACCAGAACACCACCAACAACACCAACACUAAUAACAGUGUAAGUGAAAAUUUGAACCAGAUCCAAAACCGCCACUUCAUCAGCGGCUACCACCACCAGCAUAUUGGAUCGGAUUAUGAGCAAGUGAUCAACUUUGUUGACUCGCCGCCAAACUCUGAGGAAUCGUGGACAGAGACCAGCUCGCUAAUCGAACAAAUUACGAUUGUCGUAGACGCCCAAUCGAAGGACUCGCCGGGACCGCAGAUCAUCGACGUGCAGACCAUUUACCUGAACAGCGGCUCACGCAAAAGACGAAUGGAUUGGGACUCUUUGGACAUUGUCCAAAGUGAGAACUCACCCACAGCAUCGCAGAGCGGCGAGCUGCCCACCAAAGUGGCCAAUCAGGAGAAGGACAAGCACAAGCGCGAGAAGCACUCGGGUCGCAGCAGCUGGAGCGAUGAUAUUGGCUUCGACCUGAACGCCGAGUUCAACACCAACUCGUACUUGAACAAUGAGAACUUCCUGUCGUUCUCGCCCACGCUGACCACCCUGAAGCAGGAGCCGCAGACGGAGCAAAUUAAGCCGAGUCCCAAGAUUACCCUAGAAAAUGCAGCACGAUCGCCGUCUGUGGCCAUUGCCAAGUUGGAUGAGGCCCACAACUCACCGCCGCAGGCCAAUACGGCCCAGGAUCCGGCCGCAGGAUCGGGCUCGGCCGGAACUGGCAAGCAUGAUGUGAACUCCGGACUCAUCUGCGGAUGUGGCUCACCGCAGGGCUCGCCCCUGGCUAACACUGAGUAUGAGUUGAACGAAAAGGGCAAGCCCCAGCAGCAGCUUAGCGUUUUGGAUCCGGCAAAGAUCGAGAUCGUUUCGGCCAAUGGAGCUACCCAUUCCGAAGAUCACAAAUUUCAGUACAUUUUGGCGGCGGCCACGUCGAUUGCCACCAAGAACAACGAGGAGACCCUGACGUAUCUCAACCAGGGCCAGAGCUACGAGAUCAAGCUGAAGAAGAUCGGCGACCUGUCCCUCUACAGGGAUAAGAUAUUGAAGAGCGUGAUCAAGAUCUGUUUCCACGAGCGCCGCCUCCAGUUCAUGGAGCGCGAGCAGAUGCAGCAAUGGCAGCAAUCCCGCCCAGGCGAACGCAUCAUUGAGGUGGACGUACCGCUCUCGUACGGCCUGUGCCACGUGUCGCAGCCAUUAAGCUCCGGUUCACUGAACACCGUCGAGAUCUUCUGGGACCCGCUGAAGGAGGUCGGCGUCUACAUCAAGGUCAACUGCAUUUCAACCGAAUUUACUCCAAAGAAGCACGGCGGCGAGAAGGGAGUGCCCUUCCGACUGCAGAUUGAAACCUAUAUAGAAAACACGAACAGUACCAACUCGAGCGGCUCGAGCGGCAGCAACAGCAGCGGUAGCGCCAGCGGCAACAGCAACGGUAGCGGAAAUAGUGGCUCGACUGCCCCAGCAUCUCCGGAACGGACUCCCAAUGGCGGAGGCGGCAACAAUGGCAAACAGGCGGUCCAUGCAGCUGCCUGCCAGAUUAAGGUCUUCAAGCUAAAGGGAGCUGAUCGCAAGCACAAACAGGAUCGUGAGAAGAUCCAGAAGCGUCCGCAAUCGGAACAGGAUAAGUUCCAGCCCAGCUACGAGUGCACCAUCAUGAACGAUAUAUCCCUGGAUUUGGUGAUGCCCGCCACCACUACUGGUUGCUACAGUCCGGAAUAUAUGAAACUCUGGCCGAAUUCGCCCGUGCACAUACCCAAGUACGAUGGGAUGCUUCCGUUUGCCCCAAGUGCAGCAUCUCCGGCUACCAGCAGCAGCCCCAUUGCCAUCAACUCGGUGACGUCGACCAAUUCGCCCACCCUCAAGCUGAUGGACGCCACCAACAUGGUCUCACCGCAGCAUGUGCCCGCCGACAUGGACGAUUAUAGCCAGAACAUAAUGCCGGAAUCGACGCCCUCGCAAGUGACGCAGUGGCUGACCAAUCAUCGCCUCACAAGCUAUCUCUCAACGUUCGCACACUUCUCGGGAGCGGAUAUCAUGCGCAUGUCCAAGGAGGAUUUGAUUCAAAUUUGUGGCCUGGCCGAUGGCAUUCGCAUGUUCAACAUUUUGCGCGCCAAGACCAUUGCCCCGAGGCUUACGUUGUAUGCCAGUUUGGAUGGCUGUAGCUACAAUGCCAUCUACUUGCUGUCGAGCACGGCCAAGGAGUUGCAGCAGAAGCUGUUUAAGAUGCCCGGUUUCUACGAGUUCAUGGCCAAGGCCAGUGCCCAGGAGAAUGGAGCAGGAGGAGCUGCAGCCGCUGCUGCUGCCGCCCUGUUCAACAACUGGGGCAUGCACUCCAAGUACUCGGGCAGUGGCUCCAAUAUUUUCAAUGACGCCAACAAGAGCUGCGUGUACAUAUCGGGGCCCUCGGGCAUCCUUGUGACCGUCACCGACGAGGUGCUCAACAACGAGAUCAAGGACGGCAACCUUUUUGCCCUGGAGGUGCAGGCCGGCAAGGUCAUCCUUAAGCUGAUCAACAAGCAGGACAACAAUUAAAAGAUCUUAUGGCUACGUAGACCCACUGUAGACACCACCCGAGCAACCAAGUAUAGUUUAUAGCAUUUACACGCAGUUCGAAGCCAUGUCGAAAUCGUUUUCUAUAUAAGCUUCAAUUCAUAUGAGAUUUCGUGCAGCAAUUUUGAACAAGUAUAAAGCAAGCAACCCGAAACCCUGUUCCCUAAAAUCCCUAAAUCUUCGUUAAAACAACUAGUGCAAAAUAUUUAAGAUUUCGUUUUCAGUCCUCACUUUAAGUUUUGUUUAUUUUAUAUGUAUUUUAUACCACCUACGAUACACGAUUACAUAUGCACAUUUAAUUCUCCAA